Messenger RNA from Salmo salar (Atlantic salmon), 7656 nucleotides. The record is from RefSeq and is a predicted model, not a curated record. Lineage: Eukaryota; Metazoa; Chordata; Actinopteri; Salmoniformes; Salmonidae.
AGUUUGUCAAAAACUAUUAAUGAUGACCUCAGUCAGAUGGCUUCUGAAUCUGUGAGGUUGUUGACAGGACGUUGGUUCCACUCCGGUUUCAGUGUGUUUGAGCUGCUGGAUCCGGUGAGUGAGACCGUUGCCGGGCCUACAAGGGAUGAAACCGGAUGGGGUUGCCAUGGAGCCCACAGAAGCUGUAGGAGCCGAGCCCUCGGCACAGGGGAUGGCCACCGACGAGAUGCCCGCCCAGCCAGCCCCUUCAACUUCCCCGUCCCCUCCAUCACAGCCCGAAGACACCCAAAACACCACAGCGCAGCCUGAAAACCCCACAGCACCCCCUGUGUCCAAGGAGGUCAAUGGGGCCAAUGGCAAGGCGGCAGCUGAUCCCAAACCCAAGGCUAAGACCACGGGCUUGGCUAAACCGCGGCCAGGCACAGCUGGCACCAAGGCCACAACUGGUCCGGCAUCAGGACCCAGCACUUCUCGUCCGGGCACGGCCCCAAGCCACAUGACCAAUGGAUUAAAGUCCUCAGCCAGUGACCUGGCCAAGAAAGCAGCUUUGGACAAAAAGAAGACCACCACCACAGCUGGAGCACCGGCGUCGGCUGCAGCCACAAAGAGGUCCGUGGGGCCGGCUGCCGCUUCCACUGUCAGGACCCAAACUAAGGUGGCUGACAGGAAGGCUGUCGGAGUCCCCAGGUCCACCUCUGCUACCAGGCCAACCAACGCUACAUGGACUGCGGCGAUGGGUCCUGGCACUCCAACGAGGAGACCUCCUGCUGCUGGUCCCAUUAAUGGGGCCGGGGCCAGACCCAAAACCACAGCUUCCAGACUUGCAGCCUCAGCUGCCCCCAAGCCUUCCAGCACUUCAGCCACAGCCAAACCCGAUAGGACGACGGUUUCCAAGGCAACCAGGCCUGCCACUGGCCUGUUGAUGGGCACAUCCAAGCCAGCCGCUGCCGGCUCCAGCAGACCUGCAGCUUCCAGAGUCGGCGCCACAGCCCCCUCUACUGGCAGGACUACCACAGUGCAGGCACCCAAACCUCCAGGCCCUGCCAAGAAAGAUGUCAGCAGACCAGCAACCACUGCCGCAGCCAGAAAGCCGGCAACAUCCGCCACUACCAAAACAACCAAACCUGACCCCCCUAAAGCGACUGCAGCCUCCAGACCCGAGCCCGCCUCCAAAAGGCCCCAUCCCACUAAGGCGACAGACACCAAGCCAGCCCGCCCUAAAUCACAGGACCCCAAGCCCCUGCCCACACGUAAAGCCCCUCCCACCACACGGCCCCCUGCCACCCGACAGCCCCAGGGCAAGACCCCCCCUGCCUCCCCCAGCAACAAGCCCGUGGGCAGCACCAUCUCCCAGUCGGUCAAGCAAGCCUCCAAACCAACCCAGUCUGUCCUGCCCUUCACUGCCAGACCUGGAACUCCCAAGUCUGCAGCUGCAGCAGCGGCUGCUGUGGCAACAGUCGCCGUGACAGCCGCAGCAGAGCCAGAAGUGGCAGCUUCAGAAGUCCCAGCACCAGUGUCUGUGUUUUCACCAGCAGUGGCCCUGGAGCCCAGAGAAGAGGUUUCAGCCCCAACUCCUCAGGAUACUACUUCUCCAUCUCCACCACAGAGCCCACUCAGGCUGGCUCCCGCUCCACCACAGGGCUCACUAGUCACUGUUGCCAAGGAUGAGACGUCUGAACGACCAGAGACCGUCCCAGCAGCCCCGACACAGCCAGCACCAGACCAGACCUUACCCCAGGACAUCCCCACAGCAGUUGCUAGGGCUACACCCAGCCCUCCGGAUUCCUCAGAGAAAGCCCAGCUCAACAUGGAUGAAGAAGAGGAUGAGGAGAGGGAGGGCAGCCAGCAGGUGUCUGUGUCAGAAAUGAGCGGCACCCAGCCCACAGAAGAGUCCAGGCCUGGCUCAGCCGGCCCUGCGGGCUCGGGGUGGCGUGCAGGCGGUGCCCUGCUAUCGGAGCUGGACUCUGAGGAGGUGAGCUGCAGCCAGCAGGGGGUGUCGGAGCUGAGCGCCCCGGGCGUCCUGGAGGGCACAGAGAGCAUGGAUGACCUAGGAGACGCCAGUCUGAAGGGUGCCAUCGACAUGGAGGGCAUGUCUGCCUCGGCCGGCUCGCCUGACUUUGAGAAGGUGCCCGACAUCCCGACCAAUGAUUUUGAUGACUACGAUGAAGACGGAGACCGGGUGUGCGACAUGGAGGUGGGUUCGGAACGGGCGGAUGACCCGAGAAGAGUGAGGCAUGACGAGGAUGAGGAUGAUGAAGAUGUGGAGAUGGCCAGUGAGGGGGUGACAGAGAGCGGGCUGGAGAGCUACGGGAAUGCAGACGAGGAUGACUUUGCGGAGGAUGAGAGACUGGACAACCUGAACCAAGCCCCGCCUGCCCCGCUGCUGCCCUCUGCCCUGGCUGCCCAGUGGGACCAACCCAACCCCAGCUCCUUUUGUGACCCUUGGGCCCAGCCGCACCCCCUGCAGACCCCUACCAGCCCCUCUUCAGACCCCUGGCAUGCUGAUAUGAAGACACCCACCCGGUGCUCCGCUCAGCCCUGGCUGCAGCUGGCUGCCACACCAUUUGUUCCAGCCCUGCACGAGCCCUCACACCAGCCUGCCCCUUCAUCUCCACUUGAAAAAGAGACCCUAGCCCCGUUGCAGUCCCUGUCCCUCAUAGCUGCCUCCGGAUGCGGCAUGUCACACUCCAGCACCCUAAGCGCUACGGAGCUGGCUGUCCACAGCAGCAGCGAGACCAGCACCACAGAGGAGCUCUGUGACUACAACAGCAGCUCCGGGGUGGAGUCCCGCUCUGAGGGGGGGAAGCUCCACACCCUGCCUGCCGCCCUGUUCCCCGUGCUCUCCCUUCAGCCUGAAUUGGAGGACCAGGACCUGGGAAUCCACUUGGAGAGAGAGGACGGAGAGGGGGAGGAGGCAGAGACCCUGCCAGCCAACGAGGUCCCAGGGGACCCCGCCACAGCACCUACGUCCAACCCCUCGUCCUCCACCACAGAGGAUGAGGCCAGCGACACGGAGGGCGAGGCCCAGCUGGAUGAGCCUGGCCAGGGCAUCCACAAUGCCACCUUUGACAGCAAGCCCGGCGCCCAGCGCUGCCUGUCUGCCCUGGAGGAAGGGGAGGAGACCAGCGGUGUAGAAGAGGGUGGAGACACCCCCCAGUCUGCCAACUCGGUGGCAUCCUAUGCCUACGACAUGACGGCGUCCAACUCCAAUACCCACUCCACGGCUGAGAGCUGCGCCAAGAGCCCCGGCAUCUUCUCUCUGGAGGAGCUGCCUGAGGAGGCCAAGGACCCGUCGCUCAUCCAGGAGCUGACCCUGCCGCCGCCCCAGCAACAGGCUGCCUCGGCAGACUCUAUUCUAGUCUCCAACCCAGAGGAGCAGCAGUACAUGUUGUGUGGGACACUUGAGGCAGAGCUGGGGGACACGGGGGAUCUGAAACCCCUGGACCCCGGGCUGUUCGCGGCCCCCCAGCAGCCCGGGGAGGGCCCCCGUGUCACCCAACCGCCCUACUACUCCACUGUCUGUGAAAACACUGAGAACUCUCUCACAGGGCUCAACGCGCUCCCCCAGCCACACUACCGCCGUGACCACCACCCCAACCCCCACUGUGACCUCUUGACCCCACCCAGGCUGACCUGUGCUGACCUGCCCCCCCGGAGCCCUUGCCUGCAGGCCAGCCCCCAGCUCCGCAGACUGGAACGGCACCAGCAACAACUACUAGAGCUGCAGCAAUGCAGAGAACAGCAGGGAAAACCCAAAGAAGAAAACGAUGAAGAGGCGAGGAAGAAGAGCGAGCAGGAGAAGGAAAUUAAGAAAAAGGAGGCGCCGCAGGAGGAGGAGACGCUGAGGAGGGAGGAGGUGGAGCAGAGACAGCAGAUCAUGCAGUGGCAGCAGGAGCUGGAGGAGCAGGCACAGCAGAUGUCACCGCAACAACAGCCCAAAAAAGUUCAGGCAACAGUGCUGCUUUCGCCUUCCUCUGGUCUCCAUACCAUUUAUGAAGCCCUGGAGAGUGAUGAAGAGGGGAAGGAAAUUGAGGUUAAUGUCCAGCUCAAACAACGUGAAGAAGCCCUGCUGGAGAAAGAGGAUGACAGUAACAGCGACCGUCGAGAGGUAUUGGACGAAGCCGAUAGCAACUCCACUUCCACUCUCAGUCCCUCUCCAGACUCCCCCGAGCAGGAAGAGUCCCGGGAUGUCUCCCCAGAAUGUCCCCCUCCCCUGGACCUGGACUGGGGGAAGAAAGUUGACAUUGUCCAGCAGCUGAUCAACCAGACCCUGCUGCUGACGGGCGACGGCUGCUCCUCCCUGCUCUUGCUGCCCGGGGGCAGAGGAGGCACCUUGAGCCCCCUGGAGGCCAGCCUGUGGCCCAACCUGCUGCCCCCCCUCACCCCUCCCUCAGCCACGGUCACGUCGGUCAGCAGCUUCUCCCCGGAGGCCCCCGGCCAGUCCCCCCAGGGCGAGUGGACAGUGGUGGAGCUUGAGACCCACCACUGAGGUGUGUGUGUGUGUACACACAGUGAAGACUCACCACUAAUGGUCGCACACAAUGUUAUUCAAGGUCUGUCAGUCACAUCACUGCUGUACACAACACCACCUCUUACCUCUCCUUGCCAUUCAACACCACUGCAAAUACAACACUACUGUUUGAUACACUGAACUUAUACCACUGUGUCCUCAAACAUGAUACCUUUUGAAUGGGUGGCAAAGGACACUGACACCACAGUCAUAUCAAUCACAGACUGACUCACACUGGAAUUUUACACCUCUCUCAUGCCAAAACAAUCAUGUUAGGUUACACACUAACAGUCCCAGAAGGCUACUACCUUGAUUAGGCUGGUUGACUGAAGCUUCUGGACCAGCUAUUUGGGUAGAAUAGUGACAACUUGUUAGCCAUGGUCCAUUUUACUGAAACCAAAACGACUGGAUUCAUCACACACGCAAUAUGUUCAGGUGGGGGCCCUAGGUGGUUUAGUUUCCACUGAAGAUGUUGAUUAGUAUAGAUGUUUAACUGACUAUUGGUCUGAAUUACUGAUGACAAACUGCACUUGACUAGACCAGCAUCCUAUAAUGAUGACCCUGAACCUGUCACUCACUCAAUGCCUGCUUUGCUUUGUGCUUCAAACCAUUUUUGAUUUACUCUAGAGCAACAAAUCAUAGAAUCCCUAGAAUGGUCAUGGGAUCCCUAUUCAAAUUGCUGAGGGCCUUUAUCCUAUCUAGGGAUUCUACUUCUAUGGGCCAAGUAACUGUUUCUCUGACAUCAAACCAGAGGCCUUCCACCAGCUGAGGUAAAACACUGGUUGGCCGUGUGUGUUAGAAUAAGGUUAUUUAUCGACUCUGAAUGCCACCAUUUUUCAGGGUGGUAUUUCACUAAGCAGGAUCUAUUUUGUGAUCCAGCUUAGUGACAUCCACCUGGGUGCUAAUAAAAUGAAGGGCUGUUGUUUCUGUUGCAUGCUACUGCUGACUCUGAUAUCGGUUUAUUUUUGUUUAUUUUCAGAAGCACCGUCUCAUGUCUUUGUUCUGAAGACUUGGCCCCGUAUCCUGGGUGGUUUUCCUCAUGUUUGGUCUUGUUUCUGUGGUUACAGAUGAUGUCAUAAUGGGGGUGGGAGUGGUCAUGACAUUGAUAUGAGGUAAUGGAGGAAUGAAUAGGUAAUUGAAGAGGGUCAGAGUCUCCGAAAACACAAAGACUCUAUUGAGUAGAUUACCGGGAUAUAACCGGUUCUUCUGUGAGGCUGCUGGGUCCUAGCCUGGUCCCAGAUCUGUUUGUGCCGACCAUCUGCCCAACUCCUAUGGUAGUUUGGUGUGACGAAGACCAUAAGAGUUGCCAAGACGACACAAACAGAUUUGGGACCAGUCAUGGGUUUUUGGGGUGUUAGUCAUGGACUAUAUUUGACUGAUGGUGGUACAGAGUUAACCUUGUGGAUGUGGACAUGUAUGUUAUGUGCGUGUCUGGAUGGAUGGAAAGGUACUGCAUAUGAAGAAAACAAUUUGAAUUACCUCAGUGGAUUGUGAAUAUAGUAAAUGAGUAUGUCCAUUAAGCCUUCCCUGUGGCUCAGUUGGUAGAGCAUGGUGUGUGCAACACCAGAGUUGUGGGUUCAAUUCCCAUAGGGGGCCAGUACAAAAACAAUAUGAAAAUAAAAAAUGCAAUGUAUGUAUUGACUACUGUAAGUCGCUCUGGAUAAGAGCGUCUGCUAAAUGACUUAAAUGUAAUAUAGAUUAUAGAGCCUUUGAAAAUAGUUUGAUUUAUUGCUCCAUGUCAGAUCAGGUUUCAAACUGAAGGUACGUGAGUCAAACACUGUCUUCACUAUUAGGGUACUUCGUGUUCAAAUGUGACCUUGCAUUGAGCCUCACUGAAGUAGAUUUUUCCAACAGGAGUGUCAUCUAUUCAGCAGAAACAAAUCCAACAGGAUUUGUAAUUGUGGUUGAACUUUGAGCCCUAAGGACAGUCCACUGUGUGGGGCAAUGACCCUGGAUGGACAGAAACAGGUGGUUGUCCCAACAGGGUUUGGGAUGAAGUUCUGUGAAUGCUGAGACAUACUCUUUCACAUACCAUAGUGAUGGACUCGACAGUUGAUACAACCACACUGCUGUGAGGCCAGGGCUAGUAGAUACUAUAUGUAUCUGGAAAUCAAGCCCUUUUCCACCAUAGGCACAGCAAGUAAGGGCCCUUUUUAUAUAAAUGGUAGCUAGAUUCUCCAGUGUCUUUUUCAAGCCGUUUCCAUGUGUAGCCAAGUGGCUGCCAUUUUCUAAGGCAGUUUGGUACAUUCCAAUUUGAGGGCUCUGCCAUUUGUACUCCAAAAUCCCAAAGGGACGCGCACAAUGCAUUGGUCAAAGCUGGACUUUAUCUUGUGUAUUUUAAAUGUCUCCUCACUGUAGUGUUUUGUAUACUGUUAGUGUAUUAUUACUGAAAGGGGGAGACUCUGAGACCACUUAUUGCAAUGAAGGGAACCCACUGGAUUUUCAUUUUGUACUGUAGAGAAUAUUUUAAAGUAUGGUAGAUGAAAAAUAGGUGACAUUAUUUAUAGAUUUAAAGCAGAUAUUGUUUGAGAAUGAAGGUUAAUGGUUGUAAAUGGUUAGAUGUAAUGGUUUAUUUAAAUUCCCCCAAGAUGUGACAGUUGAACUACUGUGGGCACUAUACUUGUAGACCUUUUGUAUGAUGUUUUGCCUGCAUUUCCUAAAGAUCUUUUCAAUAGUUAUCAGGGGAUAUGAAGUGAAUAGACUGUGUUCAGUGCCAGUGCUUCCAUGAACACGCUUGGUACAUUUUGUAACUGAUCAAACGAUCUACAAACAUAUCAAACAUUCACGUCUAGCUGGUGUAGAAAUUACACUGUAGCAAAUUACAAUAUCAUGCAAGUUACAGAACUCUCACCCAAUGGAGCAUGUCUGGGAAUCACUAGUACUGAAAGAUGUGGAAUCGAACCCCUUUUUGUAAAGUACUGUCAUUUACUUUAAAAUUGACACCCCCUUGUAAUUAAUGUCAAUAUUUUUGUUGAAAUGAGGUUGACAUUGUGGAGUCCAAAUUACGGCAGCUUGUUUAAAUGCGUAAUAAUUCCUUGAGGUUCUGUGACUUUGUGAAGGACUAAUGUUUGUCAAUGUUUCGAUGCAUUUUAUUUUGAGAAAAUAAAAUGAUUUUCUUUAGCAAUAAAUUGUUUUUUCAUUAUUAA